Messenger RNA from Pichia membranifaciens NRRL Y-2026, 1212 nucleotides. RefSeq lists its product as hypothetical. NCBI's taxonomy places the organism in Eukaryota, Fungi, Ascomycota, Pichiomycetes, Pichiales, Pichiaceae. The transcript has a single exon. Gene Ontology annotation, biological process: mitochondrial L-ornithine transmembrane transport. The record is from RefSeq and is a predicted model, not a curated record. The coding region runs from base 1 to 1212 and encodes 403 amino acids. Gene Ontology annotation, molecular function: L-ornithine transmembrane transporter activity.
AUGUUUAACGAUAAAGACGAACGUCAGCAAGACCAGCAACAACAAAAGGCUGGACUCAGCCACCGCUCCACGCAGGUAGUAUCGGCGUCUUCGGCAAGUAUACGAGCCAUUUUGCUACAGCUCACUUCGAUAUAUAUACGUACGCCUGCGAAGCUCUUCCGACCCGCUCGGUUCGACUAUUUGACGGUGUCGAGGAUGCUCUUGGCGAACGAACUUGCGGGGAAACCAUACCACAUAUUUACACACUCUAGUCCUGCGCUGUUGUACGAGUCUGUACGAAGAAGGGGAUGGCAGUUCAUACCGAACCAAGUGUUACCACCCAUCAUUGCCAACUGUGCGAUUGGAGUGGUGCUCUACUCGACAUAUUUGACGUUUUUGCAAUACUUUACGUCCAACAGGGGGUGGAAGUGGACACUAAGCGGCGUGACGACGGGGGAAGGGAGCCAGAAUUGGUAUUCAUGGCUGCUUUCUUUCUACGACUCGUUUCGUGCUGGGUUCAUUGCAGGGGCGAUCAGCAGUAUUGCAGCAAGUCCGAUCGACGCCUUGUACUCUCGUUCGAACUACGCGGAGUUGGUUGACGGAGACGUGAAGAACAACGGGAUAUAUAAGUAUGCGUGGAAGAAGCUCAAGGACAUUGGAAUUGUCGGGAUUUUUGCAGGGUUCUGGCUAAACCUCAUCAAGGAGUCGCUUGGCUUUGGGUUUUACUUCUCCGUGUUCGAGGUGAUCAAGAGCCAGGGCUACAGCCGAACGAAGAGUGUGAUUGACUGGUUCGAUCGGAUCAGGGGCCUUGAUGUCGACCCCAACGACGUGAACACGAGAAAGUCUGCCCGGGCGCUCCAGUUGACGUUUGUGCUGUUCGCCGGGGCGUCUGCAGCGAGUGCGUUGAUUGCCGUCCAGUACCCGUUCAACAAGGUGCAGAAGAUCCACUUGGCGAGACUCGAGGCGCUGGACAUCUUCAACGAGGCGAACAAGAUCGAGACGUCCAAGUGGUUCCGACUCUACUACAACUCGUACAAGCAGACACUAGACAUUCUGAUUGCAAGAAAGCUCAAGGCGGGCAUGUCGUGGCCGGCGUUCAUGUACCGGGGGUUCACACGUUUCACGCUGACGAACAUCCCCGCCACGUCCAUCGGCUUGCUGGUGUUUGAGAUCACGAGACAGAAGUUGUCGAUCGAUCUCCAGGACAGCCUGAAGGAGAAGCUCGAGGCAUGA